This is a messenger RNA of Postia placenta MAD-698-R-SB12, 1701 nucleotides long. RefSeq lists its product as hypothetical. Bases 1 to 1701 code for a protein of 566 amino acids. The transcript is spliced from 9 exons. The record is from RefSeq and is a predicted model, not a curated record. Gene Ontology annotation, biological process: secondary metabolic process. Gene Ontology annotation, molecular function: CoA-ligase activity. NCBI's taxonomy places the organism in Eukaryota, Fungi, Basidiomycota, Agaricomycetes, Polyporales, Adustoporiaceae.
AUGGUUUUCUUCAAGUCGGACUUCCCCGAGGUGCCCCCUCUGCCGGACAUCAAUGUGCACGACUUCAUGUUCACGCUCCCCGGGCGCACGCCCGAGAAGGACUAUGUGCUGCACGUAGACGGCAUCUCCGGGAAGAAAGUGUUCAGGAGCGAGUUCCUAGAGCGCGUCCGAGACGGUGCGACGGCGCUCAGUGCGCCGGAGUCUUCGGGCGGAUUUGGAAUCAACGCUCCGGACGGCGAAAUUGUCGGGAUUCUCAGUCAUAAUGCCCUGGAUUAUGUGACCCUGGUCCACUCGCUCCUGUACAUCGCCACUCCAUUCGCGCUGCUUUCGGCGCACUCCACAGCGUUUGAACUCACGCACGGGUUGCGCACUGCGGACGUGACACGCUUGUUUGUCCAGCCGCGGCUCCUCCAGACGGCAUUGCAAGCGGCCAAAGAAGUGGGCCUGCCAGAGGACCGUAUAUAUAUAUUGGGCGGGUCGUCGUCUGGAAGAAAGAACUUCAGUGAAGCGAUCGGUGAUGUUAGUGCGCGCAGAAUCCCCCGAACUCCUGUGCGGCCUGCGAAGAGGGACACGCUCGCCUAUCUCGUAUUUUCCAGCGGGACCACAGGACUGCCAAAAGCUGUGAUGAUCUCGCAUGGGAAUAUUAAUUUCACCCUCGCGCAAACCGCCACUGUGGCAACGGUGGAUCCUCGCCCCGAGACUACACCGGUCGCGCUGGCAUUCUUACCGAUGUACCACACCUACGGUUUGCAUAUGUUCUGCUUCCGCGGGUUCUUAGCUCCCCUUACCACCGUCAUCGUCCCAAAGUGGGACAUCGAUCUCAUCCUGAAAGUGAUACGAGAAUAUCGUAUCAACAUUCUCUACCUGAUCCCCUCAGCCGUGCACCAGCUGGUGCAGAAUAAGAAUCUCCGCCAGGAGAUAUUCUCCUCCGUGACAACAAUUGUGUCGGGCGCCGCGCACCUGCCACCAGAGCUUGUCGACAAGUUCCGGCACACGCUUGGUCAACCAGUCGAGUACUCAGAAGGCUUCGGCAUGUCAGAACUGACUAUCAGUGCCACCCGCGUACCGACCGUCAGUUUGUUCGAUGGCCGCAUACCACAUGUUCCGGGCUCAGUAGGAAUAUUGUUGCCGGGAAUGGAGGGGCGCAUUGUACGCGACGACGGCUCGGACGCGCCUGUGGGCGAGUCGGGCGAGUUGUGGCUAAGGGGCGGUAACGUCACUCUGGGCUACUGGAAGAAUGAGGCGGCGACGCGCGCAACAUUUGUCGAGGACGGCUGGCUCAAGACGGGGGAUCAUUUCCGGGUGGACGAGCUGGGCAGGCUAUUUGCUCUACAGGAUACACUGAAGGUGUCCGGGGCGCAAGUGUCACCGACCGAGAUCGAAUCGGUGCUCACGGCUCAUCCACACAAACUUGUGGUGGACGCAUGUGUCGGCGGCGUGUCAGGCGGGAGGACCGCGGACGAGCGGGUGCCGCGUGCUUGGGUGGUGCUGAGCGAUGAAGGCCGAAAGCGCGGGACCGCUCAAGUGUUGCAGGAAUUGGAGGCGUGGGCUAGAAAGAACCUGAGCUCGUACAAGUGGCUGCGGGGCGGCAUCGAGGCAAUUCAUGAGAUACCGAAAUCACCGACGGGCAAGGUCCUCCGCCGCAAGCUGCAAGACCAGUAUGAGGAACAGCGGCUAAAGAGUAUCACCGCGAGGUUGUGA